Messenger RNA from Daktulosphaira vitifoliae (grape phylloxera), 1061 nucleotides. Its product is annotated as deoxyribonuclease TATDN1. Gene Ontology annotation, cellular component: cytosol. Gene Ontology annotation, molecular function: 3'-5'-DNA exonuclease activity. NCBI's taxonomy places the organism in Eukaryota, Metazoa, Arthropoda, Insecta, Hemiptera, Phylloxeridae. The transcript is spliced from 6 exons. The coding region runs from base 42 to 998 and encodes 318 amino acids. The record is from RefSeq and is a predicted model, not a curated record.
UCACUUUGAUAGUACCACACAGUUAAUGAUAACAAACUGACAUGAUUUCAAAUUUUACUAUUAGCCUAGUAAGAAGUCGUUUAAAAAAUAUGUCUGUCAUUCCAUUUAUUGAUAUUGGUGCUAACUUAACUGAUCCUAUGUUUCAAGGAAUUUACAAUAGUAAUAAUAAACACAAACAUGAUUUAGACGAUGUUUUAGAACGUUCAUGGAAAAAUGGUUUAAAGAAAAUCAUUAUAACGAGUGGGAGUCUUUAUGAUUGUAAAGAAGCCAUACGAGUAGCUUCAUUACAUGAAAAUCUUUAUUUCACUGUUGGUUGUCAUCCUACUCGAUGUGAUGAUUUUGAUAAAGUAGAAAGCCCAGAAAAAUAUUUCAAUGAUUUGGCUGAUGUAAUUAAAAAUAAUAAAUCUAAAGUAGUAGCAAUCGGUGAAUGUGGAUUAGACAAUCAAAGGCUUCAUUUUUGUUCUAAAAUUGUUCAAGAAAAGUUGUAUUUUGAAAUGCAAUUACAGUUAAGUUUUCAAUUUAAUUUACCAUUAUUCUUACAUUGCCGAGACGCAGCUUCUGCAUUUUUAGAUAUAGUUAGAAAGAAUUCAAAUUUUAUUAAGGCUGGAGGAGUUGUACAUUCUUUUGAUGGUAGUUUAGAAGAAGCCAAAGAGAUGAUUGAUUUUGGAUUUUAUAUAGGUAUUAAUGGUUGUUCAUUACGGACUGAAGAGAAUUUGAAAACUGUUAAAGAAAUACCUUCUAAUCGUCUUUUAUUAGAAACAGAUUGUCCAUGGUGUGAAAUCAAACAAACACAUCCAUCUUAUGCUCAUAUAAAAACUAAAUUUGAAUCUGUAAAAAAAGAAAAAUUUAAAGAUGGCUAUAUGGUUAAAGGAAGAAAUGAGCCAUGUACAAUUAUACAAGUUUUGGAAUGCUUGGCAUCAGUUAGAAAAGAAGAUCCAGUUAUAUUGGGUCAACAAAUAUAUGACAAUACAAUGAAUUUAUUUUUUAGAAAUAAUUGAAAUGCAAAUCAUUGUUAAAAAAAUACAUUUGUUUGUAAAAUAUAAAUUUAUCAUUAUUUGUUA